Molecule: messenger RNA, 1257 nt
Organism: Nerophis ophidion (straightnose pipefish)
Lineage: Eukaryota; Metazoa; Chordata; Actinopteri; Syngnathiformes; Syngnathidae
Gene: rrs1
Product: ribosome biogenesis regulator 1 homolog
Exons: 1
Coding region: 66-1124 (352 amino acids)
Biological process (GO): ribosome biogenesis; endonucleolytic cleavage in ITS1 to separate SSU-rRNA from 5.8S rRNA and LSU-rRNA from tricistronic rRNA transcript (SSU-rRNA, 5.8S rRNA, LSU-rRNA); ribosomal large subunit export from nucleus
Cellular component (GO): nucleolus; preribosome, large subunit precursor; nucleus
Molecular function (GO): protein binding
Source: RefSeq, a predicted model, not a curated record
UUCUUGCACGUGUCUUUUCCUUCACGUGCGCGUGUAUACCGGAAAAGAGGCGCAUUCACUCCAACAUGGCGGCGUGUAACGUCGACGAGUUGCUGGCCCAGGCGGAGCAAGACGAGGCGGAGAAGCUCCGGAGCAUAACCGUCCACAAGGGGCUCGAGCUGGACUUUGACGUGGGCAACUUGUUCGCCGUCGACAAGAACCGCAUCGAGCGGCGCGACUUUAAGGUGCAGAGCAAGGAAGACUUCCUCCGCUCGCUGGCCCGCGACAACACGCAGCUGCUCAUCAACGAGAUAUGGAAGCUGCCCACGCAGAGGAUCCAGGAGGCCGUCGUGGCUCAACUACCCACGCCGACCACUGCCCUGCCCCGGGAGAAGCCUCCGCCUAAACCCAGGGCUCCGACCCGAUGGGAGCAGUUCGCCAAGCUGAAAGGCAUCCAGAAGAAGAAGAAGACCAACUUGGUGUGGGACGAAACGGCCAAAGAGUGGCGGCGUCGCUGGGGCUACCAGCGGGCUAACGACGACACCAAGGACUGGCUCAUCGAGGUGCCCGCGACCGCCGACCCCAACGAGGACCAGUUCGCCAAGCGCGUACAUGCCAAGAAGGAGCGUGUGGCCAAGAACGAGUUCAAGCGGCUGAAGAACAUCGCCAGGGCGCAGAAGUUGACCCUCCCCGGCGUGGGCUUGACCCCCGUGGCCAAGCAGUCCAAAGACGAGCUGGCCAAAGCGGUGAGCGUGGCCCUGACCUCCACCGCCUCCCUGGGCAGGUUCCAGGACAGGCUCCCUAAGGAGAAGCCAGCCAGGGCCGCCGGCGUGAAAAGGAAGUUUGACCCACUCAUUGGCGACUUAUCCUGCGAGAGGCAGAAGCAGCUGGAGCUCCUCAAGGUGAUUGACGGCAAGAAGCCCAAGAUAGACAUCACCAAGGCGGUCAACAAGCAGAUGAGAGAGGACGACCAGGACGCUUCUGCUGCCAAAACCAAGAACAAGAACAACAAGAAGAAGCCGGGCAGGAAGGGGCCGAGGGACAGCAUGGCAGGCAAAGGGAAGGGUAAAGGAAAAGGCAAAGGCAAGGGAAGUGUUGGCAGAGGCAAAUCUCCAGGAGGAAAGUCCAAACCUGGGAGGCGUUGAAAGGUGUGUUACUUCCCCAACAUUCACAUCAACUGACUCUGAGGCUCUGACCGUUAAAUCAUCACCUACAAGCCUGCAUCUGUAUUAUAAUGAAACAUACACAACUACAGAAAAUAAACAUUUUCUAAGCAUC